Messenger RNA from Hyla sarda, 3163 nucleotides. It is a transcript of the gene VPS11, whose product is annotated as VPS11 core subunit of CORVET and HOPS complexes. NCBI's taxonomy places the organism in Eukaryota, Metazoa, Chordata, Amphibia, Anura, Hylidae. The record is from RefSeq and is a predicted model, not a curated record. Gene Ontology annotation, cellular component: HOPS complex; endosome. Gene Ontology annotation, biological process: endosome organization; vacuole organization; organelle fusion. Gene Ontology annotation, molecular function: protein-macromolecule adaptor activity; protein binding. The coding region runs from base 35 to 2779 and encodes 914 amino acids. The transcript has 16 exons.
UGUCAUGUGACCGGGCAGUACGGAAGACUGUGAAAUGGCGGCGUAUCUGCAGUGGAGGCGAUUUGUUUUCUUUGAGAAAGAGCCGGUCCGGCUUCCUGGGGAGGGCGGGAAACCUCUCACACUGCCACCCGGGCUGACUGUGUGCGAUUCCGGCCGCGGUAGUCUGCUGUUUGGGGAUAUGACAGGACAGAUCUGGUUCUUGCCUCGGUCCCUACAGCUCACCUCUUUUCAGGCUUAUAAACUCAGAGUCACCCACCUUCAUCAGCUAAAGCAACACAACAUCCUUGUCUCUGUAGGCGAGGAUGAGGAGGGGGUUAAUCCAGUGGUCAAAGUUUGGAACCUGGAAAAGCGUGAUGGAGGAAAUCCGCUGUGCACCAGAAUCUUUCCUGCAAUUCCCGGUAAUAAGCCGACAGUUGUAUCAUGCAUCACAGUUCAUGAAAACCUCAACUUUAUGGCAAUCGGUUUUACCGAUGGAAGUGUUGUCUUAACCAAGGGUGAUAUAACUAGAGACAGACAUAGUAAGACGCAGAUCCUGCAAGAGGGGAGUUACCCCAUCACAGGCAUGGCUUUCAGGCAAACUGGGAAGACCACUCAUCUCUUUGUGGUCACAACAGAAAGUGUCAGGGUAUAUGAGCUAAGUCAGAAGGAUUAUCCAUACACAGAGUUGGAUUCUCAUGGCUGUGGCCUGCGUUGCUCCACUUUGUCUGACCCAUCUCAAGACAUGCAAUUUGUAGUUGCUGGUAAUGAAUGUAUAUAUCUUUACCAGUCGGACGAGAGGGGACCCUGCUUUGCAUUUGAAGGCCAGAAACUAAUAGUACAUUGGUAUCGUGGUUAUCUUGUGAUUGUAUCCAGAGAGAGAUCAGAUUUUGCUGGACGUGGUGGGGAUAGCCAUGCACCUGACAGGCAGACACUGACCAUAUAUGACCUAGGAAAUAAGCUUAUUGCUUACAGCUGUGUUCUCAGUGAUGUGGUGGAUGUUCUGGCAGAGUGGGGUUCCCUCUAUGUUCUUACACGUGAUGGACUCCUUCAUGCCUUACAUGAGAAGGACACACAAACCAAGCUAGAGAUGCUUUUUAAGAAGAAUCUUUAUGUUAUGGCUAUCUCUUUGGCCAAGGGCCAGCAUUUGGACAGCGAUGGGCUGUCUGAGAUCUUCCGCCAGUAUGGAGACCACUUGUAUAGCAAAGGAGACCACGAUGGAGCCAUCCAACAAUAUAUCCGAACAAUUGGGAAGUUGGAGCCUUCCUAUGUUAUCCGCAAAUUUCUAGAUGCUCAGCGCAUACACAAUUUGACAGCGUAUCUACAGGCAUUGCAUCUACAGUCCCUAGCGAAUGCAGAUCACACCACCCUGCUACUGAAUUGCUAUACUAAGCUAAAGGACAGCGCCCGCUUAGAAGAAUUUAUUAAGGCGAGUGAGGGCGAAGUACAUUUUGAUGUAGAAAUUGCAAUCAAAGUUCUUCGACAAGCUGGCUACCAUUCACAUGCUCUCUAUUUGGCAGAAAAACAUGCCCAUCAUGAGUGGUACUUGAAGAUCCAACUAGAAGACAUCAAGAACUUUCAGGAAGCUCUGCGAUACAUUGGACGCCUCCCCUUUUCUCAAGCUGAGAGCAAUAUGAAAUGUUAUGGGAAAAUACUCAUGUAUCAUGUGCCCAAUGAGACAACCCAGUUACUAAAUGAUCUUUGCACUGACUUCCCGCAGCCUGGUGGAGGGAACAGGGCAAACCCUGAAGAAUUUAUUCCAAUAUUUGCUAACAAUCCUUGUGAGCUAAAGACCUUUUUGGAGCAUAUGACGAAAUUACAGAGUGACUCUCCUCAAGGUGUUUAUGACACUUUACUUGAGUUACGUCUGCAGAACUGGGCACAUGAGAGUAACCCACAGGCAAAGCAGCAGCUGCAGAAUGAUGCCAUGACACUCCUGAAGAGCGGGCGCUUUAAGAACGUGUUUGAUAAAGCGCUUGUCCUGUGCCAGAUGCAUAAUUUUCAGAAAGGAGUGCUGUAUCUGUAUGAGCAAGGAAAACUCUUCCAGCAGAUCAUGCAUUACCACAUGCAGAAUGAUCAGUACCAAGAGGUAAUAGAAGCCUGCAAGCAGUAUGGGGAGCAGGAGAACUGUUUGUGGGAGCAGGCACUUAGUUACUUUGCCCGCAAGGAAGAAGACUGCAAGGAACACAUUGCCACAGUGUUACGGCAUAUUGAAAGCAAAAACCUCAUGCCUCCAUUAUUGGUGGUGCAGACGCUGGCACAUAACUCCACUGCCACCUUGUCUGUGAUCAGAGACUACCUGAUAAACAAAAUGCAGAAACUGAGUCAGCAGGCAGAGGAAGAUGAAAGGACCGUGAACCAGUACAGGGAGGAAACUGCUCGCAUUCGACAGGAAAUCCAUGAAUUGCGGAACAGCCCUAAGAUCUUUCAGAAGACUAAGUGCAGCAUCUGCAGCAGUGCUCUGGAGCUGCCAUCGGUACACUUUUUGUGUGGUCAUUCUUUCCACCAACACUGCUUUGAGAGUUAUGCGGAGAGUGACUCUGACUGCCCCACUUGCCUGCCAGAGAACCGUCAGGUCCUUGAUAUGAUCAGGGCUCAGGAAGAGAAGAAGGACCUCUAUGACCACUUCCAACACCAGUUAAAGUGCUCUAAUGAUGGCUUCAGCGUGGUCGCAGAAUACUUUGGGCGUGGUGUAUUCAACAAAUUGACGUUGAUCACAGAUGCUCCUACAGGAAGGAUGACUGGGGUGAAGGAUGCCGGACUACAGCGGGACCUUCUUAUCAAUACCAGGAGAAAUUUUUAAUUCACAGACAAUGCAUACUGUAUAAUAUUGGACACGUUAAGUCUGUGGUAACUAAGCUGUGAACCCAUGGACAUGUCAGAAUAGUUACUUGACAACCAUAUUAAAAGAAUAGGAGCUGAAAUGCUACAGAAUGUGAAGAGGUCAGUCAAUAUAUGAAAACUCCACAGAAGUCAGUGGUCAGAAACAACAGAGUUAUUGUUUCUGCUCUGUAAAUACGGCCCUUUUGAAUGCAACUUAUUUGGCUAACAAUGGCAUUGGGUGGCACAGAUUGUCAGUAAAUGUAAUGUACAUCUUGACCCCAGUUUUAUUUAAAGUCUGAUAUGUGUUCUAUUUGCUGUGUGUGGCUAGUGUUUAUAAUCAGUAUAUAAAAUCACUAACGCUGGA